This is a messenger RNA of Kwoniella shivajii, 810 nucleotides long. RefSeq lists its product as uncharacterized. The record is from RefSeq and is a predicted model, not a curated record. Bases 1 to 810 code for a protein of 269 amino acids. Lineage: Eukaryota; Fungi; Basidiomycota; Tremellomycetes; Tremellales; Cryptococcaceae. The transcript has 5 exons. Gene Ontology annotation, cellular component: cytoplasm.
AUGGAAAUACAACCUGCAGAAUUAGCGAAAAGUAUAAUUGAAUUAUACGAAAAAUUACCAGAGAACGAAAGACUUCUCGUUGCUAUAGCUGGUCCACCUGGAUCAGGUAAAUCUACACUGGCUUAUCCCCUUACGGACGCUUUGAACACUGUUCUACUCCGACAUCCACCUUCUAAUCCGUCUCAUAGGGAAGGAUCUCCAUCGUUGAGACUAGCUGAACAAGAUGAAAAUCAAGGUGGGAAUGACGAAAUCGCGAUUUGCGUAGGACUUGACGGAUGGCAUUAUAGCAGGAAAGAAUUAGAUGGCUUUGAUGACCCGAAAGAAGCUCAUUGGAGAAGAGGAGCACCAUUCACAUUCAACCUUUCAUCGUAUUCCAAUUUCCUCAAAUCAUUACGUCAACCGAUUUCAUCCACUACUUUCACUUCAUCCUCAAUCCCUUUCCCAACUUUUGAUCACGCAAUAAAAGAUCCGUCUAUAUCUCCUAUUCCAAUCUCACCUCGACAUCGGAUCAUCCUAGUUGAAGGACUACAUUGUUUACGGAACUCGGACGGUUGGAGAGAUACUGCUGAAAUGUACGACUUGAAAGUUUUCGUCGCCGUUGAUAAAGACGAGGCUAGGAAAAGAGUUUUGAAGAGGAAUUUCGAAGCUGGUAUAUUCACUGACUAUAAAGCAUGUGAAGAAAGAGUCGAUGCAGUAGAUAUGGUUAAUGGAGAAGGAGUUUGUACAGACAGAGUGGAUCCAGAUUAUAUCAUAACUUCAAUCGAAGAUCAUCCAUUCUCAAAAGAAGCUUUCGCAGCUUUAUCAGGUUGA